GUGCGAGUGUGUGUAAGGGAGGACGUGCAGUGUGUGAGGAGACAGUUCUCAGAGGGGAUUUACCGCACUGACCAUGUUUCUGCUCGACACAGACACGCUGUUUUGCACUAGCAGUCUUCUGGAGGCCGGGUCCGCGGUGAACGGGGGCGAGGAUGCUUCCGGUCAGUCUCCGGCGCACGUGGCGGCUUGUGGUGGGGAGGCCUUCUGUUUGCUGUGGCUGCUUCAAACAGGGGCUGAUCCCAACCAGCAGGACGCUUUUGGGGAAACUCCAGUGCAUAAAGCAGCCAGAGCAGGAAGUCUAGAGUGCAUCAGUGUUCUCGUGGCUAGCUAUGCACAACUUGAGAUCCGUAACAGCGAGGGCUUCACGGCGGAGGACGUGGCCUGGUCCGCCGGUCGCGAGCGCUGUGGAAAUCUUUUGCGAAUGCUCCGGAACAAUGGACAGACGCUUACGUCCACAGCACCGGGCCGCAAACGGGCGCGGGAACACACGAGCCUGGACGCCGUAGAUGGAAAGAAAGCGAAGGACUGGUGAAGGAGGACGAGGAGGAGGAGGAACAAGAACUUCGUGGCAAUGAGGCCCAUUUCAGUCAGGCCUUUGUGUGCAUGUUAAAGGCAGAGUUUUGUCCAAAUUGCUGACAUGCUAGGAAAUGAGUGGAAGGUAGCAGUACAGGGUAGCUUUGUUUGAUGGUAAGCAGGUAUGUCUUCAGGACACACUUGAGGCCUUUUUGGGCCCAUUUUCUGGGCCCAAAAUACUGAUUAAGCCAGAUUAAGUGAGCCAAGUGCUGAACUAAAUUACAAUGCUGAUGGUGAAUAACCAUUGGAAAUAGUUCUUAGUGUUGGCUAAUGGCUUAAUCUGGAGCCAAAAAAACCUGUAUUUAAAUUAGAGAUGGGCACGGUAGUCGACUGAGCACUUGUACCCACCUACUUGGAAACAUUUCUCAAAAUAUAUCUAUAUCUAUUAUUUUCGCUGCUGUCGGAACAAAACCUUGUAUCUCCAAAUUGAGAACUUUACAGGAGAAGGAAAAACAUACGAUACUUUUAAUGUAAGUCAAUGGAACCAGAAUGUUUUGCAAGUCAUUUUGGGCCGUUUCUUUUGGUCCGUUCAUCAUGAAAUUUACACACAAUGUAAAGAACAACCGACAUUUUCAAAUUAGGUCAAAAACUGAAAAACGGCAAAAAUGGAGAUACAAGGUUUUAUCAUGGAGCUGUGCUCGUUUUGCUUGGGUAACUUUCCCGUAAUUCUCACCAGCCAGACGUCUGGCUCUGAACGGCCCACUGUUGUCACGGUAUGCAGGCAAAUUGGCCACAAAAUGACCUGAAAAUGCCCGUCGCUAGUUUAAAUCUACAGUAACUUCUGCAGUUGCAUCAGUAGAGCAGAUCUGUCCAGUUCAAGGCAAGUUCAAUUGGGGAUCAACAGCUUCUUCACAGAUGAACAAGCAGAACUGUGAGACUGUAUCAACCAAACAACCUCAGCUUCAAAGCAGCCCUCUGAGGCUAUUACAUAAGACACUGUGCACUAGGACAGUAAAACAGCUGGUUUCAGAUAAUGACGUCCAGUUAUUUGAAAUCUAAUCAGGUGGUGAGUUAAGCUGAAUAGGAUAGGCGUAGACAGAGUGUAGUGCCAUGCACUCUUUAAAAAAGGGUUCUAUAUAGAACCAUGAACACUCAAAGAACCCUUUGCAUGAUUAAAGCGUUCUUCGCAUCAUGUUCUUCAGAUUGAUGGAGAAAUGUGCAGGAAUGUGCAGUAGAUGGUUCUACAUAGGCUACGUUCACAGGCCUCACUGCUCAGAUCCGAUCUCUCUGACACGAUGGUUCACACUCGUUUAGGUAAGUGACUCAAAUCUGUCAUUAAUGUGACGAACCGGCGUCCUGAAAUGACCCUCAUGAGCUCAUCCUACUCAGUGACGUCACGUGAAUGAAUCACGUGCAUCAUCAGCACAAACUAACGAGCAGAACGAGCUUCGCUGAGAAGAUAAUUAACUCUGAUCAGCUCUCAGCUUCAUUAUUAGAGCGAGGCGAAGGAGGAAAAGGUGCGAUGAGCUGCUUUUCCACCGUUUACAGGCUUUAACUUCUGUUCGGCGCUGCUGCCAUGGUAACGCUGAAUGAUGGCGCAUGCACAGUGGAAAAAAAGCACAUGAAUUCAGAUCUGAGCAUCACAUUAAGGUCGCAUGGCCACGAAUCGGAUACGUAUGUGAUCCAGGACCACGUAUGAAAGUGGCUCAAGACGGAUUUGAAAAGAUCAGAUUUGUGUUCAUACAGCUCUGAAAACAUCAGAUCUGAGUCACAUUAGGGCAGAAAGUCGGAUUUGUGCCACUUCAACCUCGUAAUGUGAACGUAGCCAUAGAACCGUUUUGAAAAGACUUCCAUUGUUACAAGCUUGACACCUUAACAAUAGAAGAACCCUUUGGUGCUAUACAGAAUCAUUUUCAAAAAGGUUCUAUAUAGAACCAUCUACAGCAAAUUCUCCAUUAAUCUUAAGAACCUGUUCAUGAUGCAAAGAAUUCUUUAAUCAUGCAGAGGGUUGUUUGAGUGUUUAUGGUUCUAUAUAAUGGUGUAGAUUUCUUAGAGCAGUGAUUGAGUGCCUCUAAAGGCUCUAAAGACCCCAAAGACCCAAUCAAGAGUUGCUCCAAAAAGCAAGGCGACUACUGGGAUUCAGCAGCACAGGCUGUCAGACAGCAACAGCUGGAUAAACAAACAUUUCAUAUUGAUAUCUGUACCAUGCUGGGAUCCACAGAUGAUUCAACAUGUGUCGUUAGAGUGCAACAUUAAUUGGGCUGCAGUGCAGAUGUGCUGGAGCUGGAGCACCUCGGGUUGGGGCUGUACAGGUGCUGACAUCAUAAACCUGGGAGGAACUUUUCUACUUUUUAAAGAUAAUCUUGUAUAUAUUUUUUACAUUGUUGACAACUAUGUAAAACAUUUUUGUAUGGAAAUGAAUGUUGUGCAUUUCUGAGACUUGACUACAAAGCUGGAUUCAUUCAUUAG
Colossoma macropomum (tambaqui) is the source of this 2982-nucleotide messenger RNA. RefSeq names its product ankyrin repeat domain 37 (gene ankrd37). Bases 74 to 532 code for a protein of 152 amino acids. Lineage: Eukaryota; Metazoa; Chordata; Actinopteri; Characiformes; Serrasalmidae. Gene Ontology annotation, molecular function: protein binding. The transcript has 4 exons. The record is from RefSeq and is a predicted model, not a curated record.